Messenger RNA from Neospora caninum, 471 nucleotides. RefSeq lists its product as hypothetical. The transcript has a single exon. The coding region runs from base 1 to 471 and encodes 156 amino acids. Lineage: Eukaryota; Apicomplexa; Conoidasida; Eucoccidiorida; Sarcocystidae. The record is from RefSeq and is a predicted model, not a curated record.
AUGCAAACUAGUCUUGAAUGCACUAAGUCGAUUGUCCGGCAACAACAAACCGAGUUGGAAUGGCUCAUCAAGCAACGAGAUGUGGCCAAUCGUGUAAUUGCCCACUUACGAACAGAACUGGACCUCACGAAAAGAGAGAUCAACGAAGCGAAGCACAAGUGCGUCGUUCGUAAUCACCUUGUCCAGGAGCCUUCAACUGUUUCAGCAACGGGCCGAACUUCAUCAGUCGGAAAUUCAUCGGAAUUAUCCAAACAACUCCGAUCACGGAGUGGCCUAUGGAGACAAAUUGAUGAGAUCAAGGAGAGGAACCGUCAACUAACCAAGGAGACAUGCGAUCUAACAGAAACAGUGUCCCAUCUAAAACGCUUAAUUGGAGAAAAGGCAGAAGUUGAGCAACGCCAGUCCGAGGUACGCAGCUGUUGUAGAUUGCCUGACAUAGCCGAGGCGGUACAGAGCUGUCCUCUGUUUUAA